Molecule: messenger RNA, 522 nt
Organism: Linum tenue
Lineage: Eukaryota; Viridiplantae; Streptophyta; Magnoliopsida; Malpighiales; Linaceae
Source: the annotation of a GenBank genome assembly
AUGAAGUGGAACUUUGAUCUAUCCUGUAAAACUCAAGAAAUCCUGCCAGGCCUGGCAACACUUUUCAGGUUUGCCCUUCCUGAUCCCAGCAAGGUGGAAUUAAGAUUCACAUAUGACUAUGUUGGGCUAACUGCAGGAGUUGGGGUCAAGGCAUCUGAACAUGGUCCCUUUUCAGGAAACUCAUACAACCCAAUCCUUAGCUUCUCUGGCCUUCUUGGAACCAAUCUUUUCACCAUGGGAGCAUACAUAUCUAUGUCCCUCUCUUUACCUAUAUUUGUUCUCCAUAGCUCUGGACUUUCAGUCACCAAGAAAGCUAUGAACUGUCAUUUUACCAGGGAUGAUAAACUUGACACGGUAAGAGCCUCCUUCUACCAUUCCUUCAUUGACACUACUAGGAUAGCCAUUGCUACCGUGGAAUUUAGAGAUAGGAUCAUAUUGGUGGUGAAACCCGCAAAGGGUUCUUUGGCCUCAAGGGCAUGUAUAUAUACUGUGAGGCAACUCACUCUCUGUACAUCUGUUUAA